AAUUUUAAUUCAUAAAAUAUGAUUUCCUUUUCCUUUAUUUCCUUUUCUUUGACCUCCUUUUCUCAUUUCCCGGGGUUGGAAUUUUGGGAGAGGUUUCCAGCUGGAAUUUCGGGAGUGGUUUCCACCUGGAAUUUCAGGAGAGGUUUCCACCCGGAAUUUUGGGAGAGGUUUCCAGCUGGAAUUUCAGGAGAGGUUUCUUCCCAGAAUUUCAGGAGAGCUUUCCACCCGGAAUUUUGGGAGAGAUUUCCAGCUGGAAUUUUGGGAGAGAUUUCCACCCAGAAUUAUGGGAGUGUUUUCUACCUGGAAUUUUGGGAGAGGUUUCCACCUGGAAUUUUGGGAGAGGUUUCCACCUGGAAUUUUGGGAGAGCUUUCCAGCUGGAAUUUUGGGAGAGCUUUCCAGCUGGAAUUUUGGGAGAGGUUUCCACCCAGAAUUUUGGGAGAGGUUUCCACCUGGAAUUUUGGGAGAGGUUUCCACCCAGAAUUUCGGGAGAGCUUUCCACCCAAAAUUAUGGGAGUGUUUUCUACCUGGAAUUUUGGGAGAGGUUUCCGCUUGGAAUUAUGGGAGAGGUUUCCACCUGGAAUUUCGGGAGAGGUUUCCAGCUGGAAUUUUGGGAGCGGUUGGAGGGGAGGGAGGUGCUGCAGGACAGGGGGGCUGAGGUGGAUCCAUGGAAUGCUCUGGGAGCCCUUUGGAGCCGGGUUUGUCGGUCCAAUCCCUGUGGAUGGUCCUGCCCGUUCCCAGGGACGGGAGGGGACACUCCUGGAGCAGGACUGACCCCGUGGGAUGAUCCCUACGGAAGAUCCUUGCGGCCUCCUGACCCCCAAAUCCCGGGAUUCAGGUGGAAACGAGCCUGGCUUUGGGAGAGGAAGAUCACUGUGGUCUCCUGGCCCCCAAAUCCCGGGAUUCAGGUGGAAACGAGCCUGGCUUUGGGAGAGGAAGAUCACUGUGGCCUCCUGGCCCCCAAAUCCCGGGAUUCAGGUGGAAACGAGCCUGGCUUUGGGAGACACGGCUCAUUCCAGCCUCCACUCGAGCUCUGACCCCUCCAAGCUCUCCCAGGCCUGGAUUUGCUGCCGCUGGAAUGUCCCCCCUGGAAUGUGCAGCCACAGGGAGGGUCGUGAUGAGUCCCAAGGCUGCUCCCUUGGCUCUGGAAUUCUGGGAUCACCGGCUGAGCUUCCCAAGCCCGGCCCUGGGGCCAGCUGGGGGGGAUUUGGUUGGAGACCCCCAGGCAGGGGGGUGGAAGUUCUGCGGGUUUGGCUCUGCUGGGGAUCCACUUCCAGCAGGAAAAGGAGCUUCCCUUGGCCCACCUGCUCUUCCCAUUCCCAUCCCAGACUCCCCAGAUAACCAGGAGAGCUGGAUCAGGCCCUGGAAUUCCCUCCUACCUUUGGGAAAGGCUGAGUGGCCGUGGGGGGAUUUGCUGGAAUCCUGGAAUGCUUUGGUUUGGGAAGGCACAACUCGAGGCUGUUUCCUUUCCCUUCCCUUUGUUUUCCCCCUUUCUCUGCUCUUUCCCCCCCUCUCCUCCUUUUUCCAUCCCUUUGCAUCCGGAGCCCACCAAAGGCUGCCAUCCUGGCAGGAGUGGGAAUUCCAGGCUUUCCCAAAUCCACCCCCUUUCUCCCUCUUUGUCCUUCUCGGAACAGCGUGGAAGAAAUUCCUCUGCUCUCCUACCUCCAUGUCGGGACCUCUCGAAGGUUUUCCCUGGAAAAACAUCACCCCAUGCUUAUGAAAAACAUGGAUCCAGGGCACUUUAAGUGGAUGGAGGAGGCAGAAACCUCUUUGUCCUCCUUUUUUUCCCCCCUUUGGAGCAGAUCCGAGGUUGUUCCUCUGCCCGAGGCAAACAAAGACAAAUAGGAUUUGGUGGAAAAGGGGAAAAAAUAACCCCCAGGACAAGCAGGAGCUUCACAAUCCCCGUGUCGUUUGCCAAGGAAAACACGGUGGGAAGAGGCAUCUGCUUGCAAUGUCCCUGGAAAACAAAGCCUGGAUUCAUUGUCCUCCUCCAAAGAGAACAGAGGACAAUUGGCACCUGUUGGGAUGAGUCACCUCCGAGGGGUGGGAUGGGCCCAUCCCGGGAUUUGGAGCUGCCCAGCGGCUCCAAAGGGGGGCACGGAGGGCACUGGGGGGGUUGGGGGUCUCUCCCUUCAGGGCUGGAAUGUUGGGAAGAUGCUGGACCCUCCUCCCUCCUUUGUCCCUCCAGGGAAUGUGAAGAGUUGGAGUCCGAGCCCUCCAGGUCAUUCCUUUAUUUAGGAGUUAUGCAACUGAGGAAAAGAAAAUAGAAAUAAUAAUAAUAACAAAUAACAACAAUAAUAAUAUAAUGUUGGGCUGCUUUUA
Pipra filicauda (Wire-tailed manakin) is the source of this 2320-nucleotide messenger RNA. RefSeq lists its product as uncharacterized. Lineage: Eukaryota; Metazoa; Chordata; Aves; Passeriformes; Pipridae. The record is from RefSeq and is a predicted model, not a curated record. The coding region runs from base 19 to 1035 and encodes 338 amino acids. The transcript is spliced from 3 exons.